Molecule: messenger RNA, 741 nt
Organism: Phaedon cochleariae (mustard beetle)
Lineage: Eukaryota; Metazoa; Arthropoda; Insecta; Coleoptera; Chrysomelidae
Source: the annotation of a GenBank genome assembly
AUGUGUGGAACUCAUGCACCCAUAUGGGUACCAUUCGAUUCAACCCCUAUCAAAGUAAAAGCUGCUAUCACUGUGGUGCAAGUAUUUUUUGCCAACUACCAAUGGGUAGCAGGACUAACUCCCUGCUUCCUUUGCCUGGAAUGUACCGAAUUCUUGAUCUCGCAUCUGGAUGCGGUGAAGGACACUUUCAUGGGAGCCUUCAAUCUGAAAGACGAUGAACUAAUACAAAGUCCCGAAUCUCGCGAAAUCCCCCCCGCCCGCACCGGCAACGUCGCUCAAUCUCCCGACUCGCCGCCACUCCGACCCCCACAGAGCAUGGAAAGCAGUUAUUUUCGGACUAGAGCGUACAAAAGACGUUCCCGUUCUCUCCAGCCCGGACAAUGUCGGACACGGUAUCGCGUGCCCCGUCCGCUAGCGGGCCGACCCCCCAGUGAAAGGCCAUCGUGGGUUGUUUGGUCGAACGGCCUUGGACUCAUUCCCAAUUGCAUCCCGCUCAACGAAGGAUACCCCGCUGGAACGAUGUGUUGGAUAGGACCAAGCUCCCACCCCCACCCGCUCCCACAUACCAAACUGGCCCACCAGUUCUGGAUAUCGUACCCGCCGCCGGGUGCCGGCAGCUCGACCGGCGCCAAGGACAAGGAGAAGGGUCCGCCCACCGAGGAGGAGAAGAGGACGGCGGCGGCGGCGACGAGAGAGCAACGGCUUUUGGAGUACGACAUCGCCGUCAAGGUGAGAGUUUGA